Molecule: messenger RNA, 8163 nt
Organism: Apus apus (common swift)
Lineage: Eukaryota; Metazoa; Chordata; Aves; Apodiformes; Apodidae
Gene: SETD2
Product: SET domain containing 2, histone lysine methyltransferase
Exons: 21
Coding region: 188-7909 (2573 amino acids)
Biological process (GO): regulation of DNA-templated transcription
Cellular component (GO): chromosome; nucleus
Molecular function (GO): protein binding; histone H3K36 methyltransferase activity
Source: RefSeq, a predicted model, not a curated record
GGCGCGGAUGGCGGGGCCCCGCCGGUGGCCGCUGCAGCGCGGGGCCCGCCGGAGGAUGUGAGGAGGCGGCGGCGGAGCCCCCGCCGGGCUGGGAGGGCGGAGAGGGGCCUCCCCCGCGGCGCGGCCCGGCCCGGCCCUGCCCGCCCGAGGGGCCGCGCCUGCCCCCCCGACCAGCGCCCGCCCGACCAUGGGGGACUUCUACGACCCGGAGCACCCCACGCCGGAAGAAGAAGAAAAUGAGGGCAAGCCUGAAACUGUCCAGAAAGCUGGUUUUAUCAAAGGCCCAGUCUUCAAAGGUGUUGCUUCCAGUCGUUUUUUGCCCAAAGGCACCAAAACAAAGGUGAACCUUGAGGAGCAAGGAAGACAAAAGGUGUCUUUCAGCUUUAGUUUAACCAAGAAAACCUUGCCCAAUAGAUUUCUGACUGGUCUCGGGAACGAGAAACAGAAUGAAACUCAGAACUCUCCAGCAGCUGCACCCCUUCAGACUGACUUUAACCCCAAAAGCAGAAUGGACCUGGGGGAUGCCACGGGUGCAGCUGAGGAGCCUUCACCUCCGAAACCCAAGGUAGAAUUAGGGAAGAUCCAUUUUAAAAAGCAUUUACUGAACGUCACGGCGAAACCGCCACCAGCUCCGGCAGCGACGCUCCCGCCACCGCCUGUGGCACCGGUGACGGAGCCGGUGGCCUCGGCCACGGACUUUCUGGCAACGCCACCACCACCUCCCCUGCCGCCCCCUCCGCCCACGGUGUCACCGGCAGCCCCGAUGCUGCUCCCGGCAGUGGUGGCCUUGCCACAGCUGCCAGUGACACCCAUGUCCUCGCUGUUGCCAUCGCCGCCCGUGGAAGCUGAGGUCCCUGCUGCCAAGGAGCCGUGCCAGGUGGUAUCUAAGGAGGCUUCGGAGCCUGAGGUCAAGCAGGACGCGGCACGGCGCGGUUCGGAAGAACGUGGAACUCGGAGCACGCCCGAGCAGACGGAAGUAACUCCGCAGAAGGAAGAUUCCCAUAUUGGGAAAGAGGAUGAGGUUCCCGACGGCUCGAAGGGUGCUGCCCUCUGCUCCCGCAGGCAGGGCUCCAAGAGGAAGUUCUCCCAGUCCGACGGCACGCUGCAGGGCUCCGAGUCCGACGAGGAUUCGGUCAGGACCUCCUCCAGCCAGCGGUCACAUGAGCCCAAGGUAUCCAGUACGGAAAAGGAGAGAGAUGCCAGACGAAGCUCCACGUACCUCAGAGGUGACGAGGCGGGGAAGUCCUCCUCGCGCUCCAAGUCAGACAGGGACGACAAGUACUCGAGUUACUCCAAGUCGGAGCGGGACUCGCGGUAUGGGUCCUCCCGCUCUCGCUCUGACAGGGAGAGGAGGCGAAGCCGGUCCCGGUCCCGGUCCCGAUCCGACCGGAGCUCCCGAACCAGCUCCUCCUACUCCAGGUCGGAACGCUCGCAUUACUACGAGUCCGACCGCAGGUACCACCGGAGCUCCCCCUACAGGGAGAGGUCCAGGUAUUCCCGUUCCUACGCGGACAGCAGGGCGCGAGACAGCUCGGACUCGGACGAUGAGUACAGGAGGACACAUUCCAGAUCCGGCGACUCCAGGAGAACGUCCUCCCACUCCUCCUCCUCCUACAGAGACUCAAGGAGUUCUUACUCCAAGUCGGACAGGGACAGCAAAGUCGAGUCGUCUCACGCUGACUCGGAGAGGAGAGGAAGGUCUUCGUCCAAAGCAGACAGAGAUUCAAAAAGGACUUCAGAAAGUGAAGUAACCAAAAGGUGCUCUCCCCUUGAUGAGCUAGGCUAUCGAAAGGGGACAUCCCAUAGUAAGCCCGACAGUAAUGUGAAUUCCUCCCGUUAUAAGUCCACCCCUUCAAAGACCCCCGCACCAAAGCCUGAUAAAUUUAAGAGUUCUUUCUGUUGUGCAGAAUCGAGCGAAGAAAUAAAGCAGCAGUCUAAUUCUCUAGAUGUAGAGACCUCGUGUCUAAAAAGCAGCGAGAUCAGGGCGUCCGUUGCCAACAAGCUGGAAAGGGAAAAGGCACUUUCUCCAGUACAGCAGUUCAGCGAUUCACCUGCUGUUCAAAAAGCUGAGGAGCUGAAAGUGGGUUUUGCUCACUCGAAGUCUGAAGAACUUACAGGAAACCAGUACCACGACAGUGUCACGGAGCAAGAAACUUUAUUAAAGAUACAGCAUGAGCAGGUCAGAACGUGUCCCCCCGUGGAGCUGAGUGUAAAUGGGUCUCCAGAGGGUCGGGCUGAAGCUUUGGCAACUUCCAGUGCCUCCAAACCAGAGGAUGUCGCUGUGUCUUCCGAUGAUGGCCUGUGUCAGUCGGAAGCGUCACCUGUUGUGAAGACAACACCAUCGUUCCUGUUGCCAUCUAACGGGUUUGAGAGCACGUUCGUGUCUCAAGAGGAAGAGCCGGAUGAUUCUCGGGUCCAGUCCAGUGAGUGCAACAGCCUCUGUGGGCAGGUGGAGGCUCCGGUCCCGCAGCAGGAAGGGGAAGCCACCCCCUUGCCCCUCGUGAAUGUAGAUCCUACUGAACCUGCACUUAACCAGCUGGAUGAUGAGGCCACUCCCUGUGAGAAAACCAAAGAACCAGUUUUUUGCUACAUUUCAGACGAUGCCACCCCAGCUUUGUAUCACUCGGAAGUUGAGAUCGAAGCAGAACCAGCAGAUUUAAAAGUUACUUCCGAGACUUUCUUGGAUGUGCAGGUGGAGCCACAGACUGUUACUUGUGACUACGAGAGCACGGAGGAUCACCACCCAGAGUCUGCCUGCGGUGAUGAGCAUGGUCAUGAUUCCCAGAAAAUCAGCCUGGCAGUGGAGAGCUCGAGCAGGGAUCCCCCCCAGGAUGGCUCUUCCCCAGGGCUCAGGUCAGACCAUCCGAUGCCGGAGGAAAGCGUCUCUUCCAAAUGGGAUGUGCCACCACCAGAUGGACACCAGGAGCUUCUGCAGCAUUCAGAAGCUGAAGAGGUGGUGGAGAUGGAGAGUCAGCAUGUCGAUCUUGGUUCAGCAGAAGGCAAGCCAUCCGUCAGAGAUGAGCAUUCCUACUACUCGGAAGUGCCGCUGGAGCACCGUGGCAGAGAGGUCGUGGAGGAAAGUGUUGUUUCCACCGAGGAAGUUGGGCCAGAUGAUUUGAGAGUUGGGUGUCCUGGUGUAUUGGCUGAGAAGGAGGAGGGAGACGAGCCCUUGGUGGCUUCAGCUUUUCCAGACGCCACGUUUCCCUCUUGCGAUGUCAUCGUCACAACAGAGGAAAUGGAGACAGUCACUCAAGCCCCAACGUGUGACAGCAGCGGCAACGCCGCCGAAUUUGUCCCCGCUGGCCACGAUGAUUACUCUGACAUGGGGGAGAGCGACAGCGAGAGGGGCAGCGAGGACAGUGACACGGAAGACUCGGACUCUGACGAUGGAACACCACGGAAACGGCUCCAGUCUGUUGUGGUGGUACCAAAGAACUCAACCAUCGCCAUGGAGGAGAGCAGCCCCGGCUCCUCACGGAGCAGCCAGGGCAACCGGCGCUUCUCUGACCACUGGGACGAUGAGCGGCCCGAGCCCAGCAGACCCUACUACGAAGAGAGGAUGGAGAACAUGGCGAGUAAAGGUGGCCCACAAGUAGAGAGCAGAUCUUCUCCUAGAGGGAUGGAGAAGAGUCUGGCAACUUCUACCGAGCUCAGCAGGAAGGAGCUGGAGGAGCUGCGGCCAGAUCCGUGCCAGCCUCAGAGCGAUGGUGUUGACAGCACAAGCCAGGCAGACCUGACAGCAGAUUCCCAUGGCAAACCCAACCCGGAUGAGAGGAUAAUGUUGAAGGAGCUGGUGUCUGUUGGGAGAGUGAUGGGCCGAGAAGACGAGCAACCAUUUUGUCUACCGGAAAGUUUCGAAAGCACCGAUAAAUCCCAACAUCCGAUGAGCUCUUCCAAGCCAGACAGUCGGCAAGGGAAGGGUGGGCUCAACCAGUCUGGCCUUGGAGACUUCUCCAGGCUGGAUGGUUUUCAUACCCCAGAGGGUGGUUUGAAUUGGGACUUUUCCCAGACAGAGAAGCCCAGCAGCACCUACCAGCAGCCAGACAGCAGCUUUGGGGUCUACCCAGGCUAUGUUUACCAGCCGGGCUCAGGAGCCUACGCUGGCUCUGAGAGCUACUGGCAGGGCAAUGGUUACUGGGAUGCCAGGUCAGCCAGCAGACCUUCCGUGGGGAAUUAUGAACGGAUUCAAGGGCAAGUUCCAGAUUCUCUAACAGAGGACCACGAGGAGUACGAGGAGGAUGACCGUUGGGAUGAUGACUGCAAACCUCGUUUUCCCAGCCCCUCUGAUAAGUGCCAAGUGCCCGGGCAGCAGGAACAGGGCUCAGUGCAGGCACACGAGAUCAGCAGCAAUUCUACCAAGGAGCCAGUGCCUGGUGGGGAGAAGAAGGAAGAGGUGAAGGUUCUGGAAAAAAACGAGGUGAAAGAACGAGGUCCACCAAAAAAAAGGCGCCCGGAGUUGGAGAGCGACUCCGAGAGCGACGUGGACUCGAGGGAGAAGAAGAAGGUGAAGCCAGAGGGAGAGCAAGUGGAGUCAACACCACAGGACUCCUCCAUGGUCGGGCGGUUGUGUAUCAUGGAUGACUUCCGAGACCCCCAGCGCUGGAAGGAGUUUGCCAAGCAAGGAAAGAUGCCCUGUUACUUCGACCUCAUCGAGGAAAAUGUGUACUUGACAGAAAGGAAGAAGAACAAAUCUCACCGGGAUAUCAAGCGGAUGCUGUGCGAGUGUCCUCCUCUCUCCAAAGAAGAACGAGCUCAGGGGGAGGUUGCUUGUGGAGAAGACUGUCUCAAUCGCCUGCUCAUGAUAGAGUGUUCUUCCAGGUGCCCCAACGGUGACUACUGCUCCAACAGGCGCUUCCAGAAGAAGCAGCAUGCAGAUGUUGAGGUGAUCCUCACUGAGAAGAAAGGCUGGGGGCUGAGAGCUGCCAAAGAUCUGCCAUCCAACACUUUUGUCUUGGAGUAUUGUGGGGAAGUGCUGGAUCACAAAGAGUUCAAGGCUCGUGUGAAGGAAUAUGCCCGGAACAAGAACAUUCACUAUUACUUCAUGGCCCUGAAGAACGAUGAGAUUAUCGAUGCCACCCAGAAAGGAAACUGCUCUCGGUUUAUGAACCACAGUUGUGAACCCAACUGUGAGACACAGAAGUGGACGGUGAACGGGCAGCUCCGAGUUGGAUUUUUCACCACCAAGCUGGUCCCCUCGGGCUCAGAGCUGACCUUUGAUUACCAGUUCCAGAGAUAUGGCAAAGAGGCUCAGAAGUGUUUCUGUGGCUCAGCCAACUGCCGGGGUUACCUGGGAGGAGAGAACAGGGUGAGCAUCCGAGCUGCUGGUGGGAAGAUGAAGAAGGAGCGUUCCCGGAAGAAGGACUCGGUGGACGGGGAGCUGGAAGCGCUGCUGGAGAACGGAGAAGGUCUCUCUGAUAAGAACCAAGUUCUCAGCUUGUCCCGGCUGAUGGUCCGGAUCGAAACGCUGGAGCAGAAGCUCACCUGCCUCAAGCUCAUACAGAACACGCACUCCCAGUCCUGCCUGAAGUCCUUCCUGGAGUGUCACGGCCUGUCCCUCCUCUGGAUCUGGAUGACGGAGCUGGGCGACGGCCGGGGCAGCACGGCCACCAACCUCAGGCUGCAGCUGGAGAUCAUGAAGACACUAGAGCUCCUGCCCAUCCCUACCAAGAACAUGCUGGAGGAGAGCAAAGUUCUUCCCAUCAUUCAACGCUGGGCUCAGACCAAGACUGCUGUCCCCCAGCUCAGCGAGGGGGACGGCUACUCCAGCGAGAACACCUCGCGGGCCCACACACCCCUCAACACCCCCGACCUCUCCACCAAGCAGAGCACAGAAGGGGACACAGACACCCCCAAGAAGCUGGUGUUCCGAAGGCUGAAAAUCAUAAGUGAGAACAGCAUGGACAGUGCCAUCUCGGAUACAACCAGCGAGCUGGAAGGGAAGGAGGGCAAAGAGGACCUGGACCAGCUGGAGAGUGCCCCGAUGGAGGUGGCGGAGGAGCAGCAGCAGCAGCAGGAGAUCAAAGCUGCCGUUGACACGCCGGUGGAGAGCAGCAAACCCCAGGCUGCAGAGCUGGAGGCUGAGCCUGAUGCUGAGGUGAAAGAGAGCAGCAGCACGAAGCUGGAGGAGCCCAUCACGAUGGAAACGCCAUCUCAAGAUGAAGAGGAAGGCGUAUCCGACGUGGAGAGUGAGAGGAGCCAAGAACAGACGGACAAAAUAGUGGAUGUGAGCGACCUGGCCACCAGGCUGCUGGACAGCUGGAAGGAGCUCAAGGAGGUCUACAGGAUUCCCAAGAAGAGUCAAGCAGAAAAGGAGAACAGUGCUGACCGUGGGAGAGAGCCUGCUGGCCUCAGGGAUCAGACUCCUACUCUGAAGAACCCCAUCCUGAGCAGGGAGAGGGAUCCUGAGAAGCAGAGCCAGAGUAAAGAGAAGAAGAGACGGAGGGACUCGCUGUCCCCUCCAUCCUCGGCCUACGAGCGAGGAACGAAGAGGCCAGAGGACAGGUAUGACACACCAGCAUCUUCCAAGAAGAAGGUCCGGCUUAAGGACCGCAACAAGCUCUCCACGGAGGAGCGCAGGAAGCUGUUCGAGCAGGAGGUGGCCCAACGGGAAGCCCAGAAGCAGCAACAACAACUGCAAAACCUGGGGAUGACAUCCCCCUUGCCCUACGACUCCAUGGGCUAUGGCACACCCCACCACAGCUUCAUUGGCUACCCACCUGGCUACCCCAUGCAAGCCUACGUAGACCCCAGCAACCCCAACGCGGGCAAGGUGCUGCUCCCCACGCCCACCAUGGACUCCAUGUGCUCACCAGCCACCUACGAGCACCCCCAGACUUUGGUUGGACACACAGUGGAAUCAACCCUCACUCCUCCUCAGCCGGUACCAGUAGUCCAACAUGUAGCAACCACCAUGGAGGUCACCACCCCACAGUACGUAGCACAAAGCGACACCGUGGUCCAUCAAGAAGCCAACGUGGCUGUCCUACCUGUGGCCACAACGGGACCAGUGCAGAGCCAGAGCUACGGGGUGUGGGAUUCCAGCCAGCAGCCCGUGGCUGUCCAGCAGCAGUACUCACCAGCCCAGUCCCAACCAGCCAUAUAUUACCAAGGACAGACCUGUCAGACCGUGUACGGUGUCACCUCCCCCUACUCGCAGACCACCCCGCCCAUUGUACAGAGUUAUGCCCAGCCAGGUCUCCAGUACAUCCAGGGCCAGCAGAUCUACACGGCUCAUCCCCAGGGAGUCAUCGUGCAGCCACCCACAGCUGUGACCACGAUCGUGGCAGCUGGGCAGCCUCAACCCAUCCAGCAGCCAGAGCUUGUGGUGACCAACAACCUCUUGGACUUGCCUCCACCAUCCCCACCAAAACCCAAAACGAUUGUCCUCCCACCCAACUGGAAAACAGCCCGAGAUCCAGAGGGGAAGAUCUACUAUUACCAUGUGGUAACGAGGCAAACCCAGUGGGACCCUCCUACCUGGGACAGCCCAGGAGAUGAUGCCAGCCUUGAACAUGAAGCUGAGAUGGACCUGGGGACCCCAACGUAUGAUGAAAACCCCAUGAAGUCUUCCAAGAAGGCCAAGACGGCGGAAGCCGACACGUCCAGCGAGCUGGCCAAGAAGAGCAAGGAGGUGUUCCGGAAGGAGAUGUCCCAGUUCAUCGUGCAGUGCCUCAACCCCUACCGCAAACCCGACUGCAAGGCCGGGCGCAUCACCACCACCGAGGACUUCAAGCACCUGGCACGCAAGUUGACCCACGGGGUGAUGAACAAGGAGCUCAAGUACUGCAAGAACCCCGAGGACCUGGAGUGCAACGAGAACGUGAAGCACAAGACCAAGGAGUACAUCAAGAAGUACAUGCAGAAAUUCGGGGCCAUCUACAAACCCAAAGAGGACACGGAGCUGGAGUGACCCCCCCAGCCCCUCCAGCCCCACCCUGGGCCACCCAGCACCCCCCACCCAUGGACUCAACCACCACAGGGGGAGCCUCUUUCCUUCUUCUUCUUCUUCUUCUUCUUCUUUUUUUUUUUUUUUUUAAAUAAUUAAAAAUAAGGAAAUUUUCUGAGUGAAUUUCUGGGUUUUUUGUCAAGAAGAACAAGAAAAGGAACAUUUCUGGGAGUGAAUUUCCCCUUUUUUAAAAAUAAAAUGGGAAUUUUUCAUGGUGA